GAGCAGUGGGAGGAGCCACUAUGCAGUCGUCAACAUCUGCAGACUGGUUUGCUGAAAAGGCCAUUGAUGGUAAUCGAGGUCUCCAGCAGUUGAAUACGGGAUGUUCCUCAACACUUAAUGAGACUAACCCAUGGUGGAGGCUGGAUCUGCAUGAUGUCUACAGAGUUAGUGAAGUGGUCAUCACUAAUAGAAAAAACUGUUGUGCAGAAUGGAUAAACGGAGCAGAGAUUCACAUCGGAAACUCUUUGGAGAACAACGGCACCAACAAUCCCAUAUGUGCUGUUAUUCCUGAUAUUCCAGCAGGAAAGUCCAACAACUACUCGUGUAAUAGAUUGGAGGGACGUUAUGUGAUCAUUCAUAUUCCUGGAGACUGGAAGAUACUUACUCUUUGUGAGGUUGAAGUCUACGGGUAUUUGGCAGGUAAUUCAUUGUUGUAA
Messenger RNA from Carassius auratus (goldfish), 437 nucleotides. Its product is annotated as fucolectin-5-like. The transcript is spliced from 2 exons. Bases 21 to 437 code for a protein of 138 amino acids. Lineage: Eukaryota; Metazoa; Chordata; Actinopteri; Cypriniformes; Cyprinidae. The record is from RefSeq and is a predicted model, not a curated record.